GCGCUGCGAUCUAGUAGUAAAAGCGGUGGCGUGGGAAAGAAGAUCUGGAAGCGUGAAACAUUGACAUGGAUCCACUGUAAUGUCAAUUUAAUAACUGACAUUGCGUUAACGAUAAAUGCACGCUGUCUCUACGCUUUUUUUCUCUGUGUUUGAGUUAAAACUGAAGAUGCGUCUGAUCUCUGGAACAUCGCAUCUGAUCGUCGCGCAGCUGUGCCUCAUCUGUCUGAUAGAUCUGGCCGCGGCGCACAUAAGAGGUCAGCGCAAAUCAGAGGACAUCGACUGGUCUUACGCAGGGGCUCUGAAUAAGCAGCACUGGGCCAAGAAAUUUCCAGUCUGCGGAAAUGCCAAACAGUCACCCAUUGACAUCCAUGAAGACUUCACUCAGGUCCGGAUGCAGUACCAGGACCUGCAGUUUGAGGACUGGGACCGGCCCACCUUAGAUUCCACUACCAUCACCAACAAUGGAAAAACAGUGGUGAUCGGUCUGAACAGUCCGUACUACAUUAGUGGAGGAGGGCUCAGGUCCAGGUUUAAAGUGGGCAGGAUCACGUUCCACUGGGGACGAUGUAACGCCACUUUAGACGGUUCAGAACACAGUCUGAAUGGCAACACAUUCCCCCUGGAGAUGCAGAUAUAUUGCUAUGAUGAGGAGGAGUUUGAAUCUGUAGAUGAUGCUUUUAGCAACGGAGGAAAAAUUACAGCUCUCGCUGUCCUCUUUGAGGGCAGUAUUGAGGAUAACCAGGACUACGCUGGCAUUAUUGAAGGGGUGGACAGCGUGAGCCGAUUUGGUAAAAGUAGUCCCCUGGAACCCUUCUCUCCGCUGGCUCUGCUUCCACAAUCCACAAAAAAAUACUUUGUGUACAAUGGCUCGCUCACCACGCCGCCCUGCACGGAGAACGUGGAGUGGAUUGUGUUCAAAAACACAGUGGCCAUCUCAGAAACCCAGCUGGAGGUGUUUUGUGAGGUGAUGACGAUACAGCAGGAGGGUUAUGUGAUGUUGACCGACUACCUGCAGAAUAACUUCAGAGAUCAACAACAGCAGUUCAUGGGACAAGUGUUCUCUUCCUACACAGGAACAGAAGACAUUUCUGCACCCAUGUGCAGCUCAGAACCACAGAACGUACAGGCGGACCCUCAAAACUACACCGUUAUCGUGGUGACGUGGGAGCGGCCCAGGGUCGUAUAUGAGACCACCAUUGAGCGCUACUCUGUGACGUAUCAGAGACUUCAGGGCAAAGACCCACCCAAACGAAAGUAUCUAACCGAUGGAGACCAAGAUGUGGGGGCUAUUAUUCACAACCUGCUGGCGAAUAGUAGCUAUGUUGUCCAGGUGGUGGCGCUUUGCAACAAUGGAUUGACUGGAAAAAUGAGUGACCAGGUUAUAGUGGACAUGCCUCUUGAAGACCCUGUAAAUGAACCGGAUCCAUUUAGUGAUGCAACAGAGUCUGAGGAAUAUAUUGAGUUGACCUCAGAACCUCCGUCUCCAAAGAGCAGAGUAACGCCACAAUCCCUGGCUGGUCGAACCAGUUCCAUUUCCAUCACCCCAGCAACGGACCAACCGGGCUUCCUUUUCCCUGUUGUCAAGACAACCACUGUUACUGUCAAACGAAAAGUUACAGAAGAAUCUUCUCUUUCUUGGUCACCUGACCAGAAAAAGACAGGAAGUGAUGUCAAGCGCCCACGGGUCAGACUUAUUCCAGAAGAGGGUGAUGAGCUUCCUCACAGCAACAUGGUUGUGACGGACGUAUACAAUGAAUAUGUCCUCAACAUCAGCAGCAUUAAAUCCACACCUGUCCCAGGACGAUUAAGACCAAAACAUCCAACAGAGGUCAACACCAUCACAACUCCUCCAUCCAAUGCAAGCACCGUUGCCUCAACCACAGGCUCAUCCAUGUCUGCAUCUAUGAAGAUCAUUUCUCAGACCACUCAGCCUCUGUUUAAUGAGGCCAGUAACAGCAGUCCAGAAUCUCGUGUUGGGAUGGUGGGAGGGACGGAGAAGGACACACGGACGGUUGUUCCUCUGGCUGUGGUAUCAACGCUAACUAUCCUGUGUUUGCUGGUACUGGUGGGAAUCCUCAUCUACUGGAGAUCUUAUAGGAGGUGCUUUCAAACGGCACAGUUUUAUGUAGAGGACAACAUAUCACCCCGAGCCAUAUCGGCCCCAUCAACACCUCAGCUUCUACCUGCAGAGGAUAAUGAAGCUCUUACAGUCGAUGAAUUUGUGAAACACAUAGCUGAUCUUCACUCAAAUCACACAUUCUCUAAAGAGUUUGAGAUCCUGAAAGAGUGUUACGAGGAGAUUCAAGGCUGUACCACAGAUAUUGGCAUAACAACCGACAUCUCCAACCAUCCAGAAAAUAAGAGCAAGAACAGAUACAUCAACAUUCUAGCAUAUGAUCACAGUCGAGUUAAACUCUCUCAAAACACUGAUGGACUGACCGGGGACUACAUUAAUGCCAACUUUGUGGAUGGCUACAAUCAGCCGAAAACGUAUAUCGCUGCGCAGGGUCCACUGAAGACCAGUGUGGAAGACUUCUGGAGGAUGAUCUGGGAACAGAACGUUGGUGUCAUUGUCAUGAUCACCAAUCUAGUAGAGAAGGGUCGGAGAAAAUGUGAUCAGUAUUGGCCCGUGGAGAACCAGGAAGACUACGGAUGUUUUUUGGUCUCUCUGAAAAGCACCCAAAAGCUUGCCUACUACACGCAGAGAACGUUCACUUUGAGAAAUGUUAACAUUAAGAAGGGGUCACAGAAGAGAACUGUGAUUCAGUUUCAUUACACGCAGUGGCCUGACAUGGGCGUCCCAGAAUACACACUUCCUGUGCUUGCGUUUGUGCGGGCGUCGUCUCAAGCCAGAACUGCUGAUAUGGGGCCGGUGGUAGUGCACUGCAGUGCUGGUGUAGGAAGAACAGGCACAUAUAUUGUAAUAGACAGCAUGUUGAAACAGAUCAAAGAGGAGGGAACAGUGAACAUCAUGGGCUUUCUCAAACACAUUCGUACCCAGAGGAACUAUCUAGUACAGACAGAGGAUCAGUACAUCUUCAUCCAUGAUGUUCUAGUGGAGGCUAUCAAGAGCAAAGAGACGCUGGUUUCAUCUAGUCACAUUCACAACUAUGUGUCUGAUCUCCUCACACCCGGACACACAGGCCACACCUGUCUGGAGGAACAGUUCAAGAUGGUGAGUGAGACCUCUGUGAAACCGAGUGAAUACACAGAGGCUUUAAAAGAGUGCAACAUGUUAAAGAACAGAAAAUCUUCUCUGAUGCCGGUGGAGAGGUCAAGGGUCAGUCUUUCCUCCAGUCCUGGAGAUUCAUCAGACUACAUCAACGCCUCUUAUGCAUUGGGAUAUCGUCAGAACCGCGAGUUCAUCAUUACCCAGAAUCCUCUGCCAAACACCACACAGGACUUUUGGAGAAUGAUUUGGGAUCAAAAUGCACAGAUGGUUGUUUCCCUACAAGAUACACAGGACCUGACCAGAGAGGAAGAGCUGGUGUGUUGGCCCACUAAAGAUCAGCCAAUCAGCUGCGAGACAUUUAAUGUGACCUUCAAGAGUAAAGACCAGGUGUGCCUGUCUAAUGAGGAAUAUGUGGUGGUACAAGACUUCAUUCUAGAGGCUUUAAAGGAUGACUAUGUGCUGGAGGUACGCCAGUACCAGACCCCCCAUUGGCCGAACCCUGACAGCCCCAUCAGUAACUCCUUUGAGCUCGUCAACAUUAUAAGAGAAGAAAAUUCACGUCGAGAGGGGCCGAUCGUCAUCCAUAAUAGGUGUGGAGGAUCGAGCGCAGGUGUCCUUUGUGCCCUGACCACCCUGGUGAACCAGCUUGAGGAACAAAACUGUGUGGAUGUUUAUCAGACAGCGAGAAUGAUCAACCUCAUGAGACCUGGAAUUUUCACUGAUAUUGAACAAUAUCAGUUGCUCUAUAAGUCGAUCCUGAGUUUGGUGAGCACCAGAGAAGAUGAGAAAGCACUUCACUACUCAGAAAACAAUGGCACGGCUCCGGCCAACGCUUCGGAAAUUCUGCAGUCUCUCAUGUAGAUACACACAGAGACAUUUCUUCACCUUGUACAUUAAAUCAAGAGAAAGUAUGUUUAGCUUGCAACCCUCCCAAAUUCAACAUGGACUAUGGGGUGCAAGAUAUAAUUUGAUCUUUUGUUGUACCUUUUGUUACCUUUGUUCUUUUAAAUGCUUUGAUAUAAUAUUAUUGUUCCAACUAAUGCCAAAAUUUCUACUUUUUGGACAGUGACUGUAUUGCUUGGGAUGUCUUUGGUUUAAUUUGACUGUUUGACUUUAAUUGAGCUGUUUAAGAAAUAUUUAUAAGUAGCAGGGAAAAUAUUUCAUAGUGAAUCUAUUUGGGGGUUUUUAAAAUGAAAAAUCUUAGAUAUGAAAUGCAUUCAUGAAUGUAGUUUCUUAGGACAUUCUCAACACCAUACGAACAGGUGUGAUUCUAAUACAUACAUAAAAACAACAUACCAAAAUGCAUGUGUAUUACUAGGUCUUCUUUGCUUUUCUUUUCUUCUAUUUGUUUUUGUUAUUGUAGCAGAUGUUUGUUUGUUCAUUGUAGAAAAAUUUAAGCAUCUGUCUGUAACUAAACAACAAAUUCUUAAAAAAAUUCUGUCAUCAUUUACUUACCCCCUUGUCAUUUCAAACCUGUAGGACUUUUUCCACAAAAUAAGAUAUUUUGAAGAAUGUUGGAAACAAAAAAACGUUGGUGCCCAUUCACUUCUAUUAUAAGCACACAAAACAAAUGCAAGUCAAUGGGGACCAAAGGUUUGCUGCUUCCAACUUUCUUCAAAAUAUCUUUUGUGUUCUGCUAAAUAAAGAAUGCCAGAAAGUUUUGAAGUUACGUGAGGGAAAGACAUUUUGGGGAGAACUUACCCUUUAUAUCUGAAGUUACAUCCAUCAAUUCAAACCACUAUUCAGCGACUGAUAUUUUUCAACUUUCGUUUACAUUUUGUCUAAUGUUUUAGUCUUUUCUUCAACCAUUAACAGGGCAUCCUUAAAGACAAGAAAGCAAAGCCUAAUAAAAAUAACCAAAACAGA
This is a messenger RNA of Triplophysa dalaica, 5038 nucleotides long. RefSeq names its product receptor-type tyrosine-protein phosphatase zeta-like. The transcript has 31 exons. The record is from RefSeq and is a predicted model, not a curated record. Gene Ontology annotation, molecular function: protein binding; protein tyrosine phosphatase activity. Gene Ontology annotation, biological process: peptidyl-tyrosine dephosphorylation. Lineage: Eukaryota; Metazoa; Chordata; Actinopteri; Cypriniformes; Nemacheilidae. The coding region runs from base 116 to 4033 and encodes 1305 amino acids.